AUCCCUCCACGGAUUUGGAGUUGUUCCUAUUUUUUUGUUGGGUGCUAUUUACUUGUUGUUUUUGGUGUCUCUUCCAAAGAAAAGAGGAAGUAAGUGAAGUGAUGUGAAGUGAUCGUGGUGUUGUGCUCGCUGAUUUUUGCCCCUGUCAUUGGGGUCUUUGAACUUGGCGAGCGUUCCACCCGCCGCCCCUCCUCCCCCGCUCCUCAUCCGCGCAGUGCGUGCCGUUUCGUUUUGGGCUUCGUGCAACUCCAAAGUGUGACGCCGAUUGCGGCCAUUAUCGCGAGCUUUUCGCUUCGCCCGGUAACCGAUAAGUGUUGCGUUGUGCCCUCGCCGCUGCCUGCAGUAAACGCUACCCACCCCCCAGACCCCAACUCUCCUCCCGCCCCAGCGCCGUCGAAGGGGGCCAGGCAAUCAGUUAUUGGCCCGCCGUCGCUCUAAUGAACGUUGAACUGCAAAUUGCAAAGUCGUACGAAAAUAACAAACAAACGCGAAAUGCGAAAUGCGAAUCCGCUCUCUCUAGCGGAACAUCCGCGUCGCUCGCAGCGAGUGCGUUCACCCCUGGAUGUGGAUGUGGAUGUGGAGCCGCCUAUCGGGAGAUCACUCACUUCAAGGCGGAGGGUCUUAUGAAACGGCGAACCUCAUCAAGAUCUCGAAUUGGCCGUCCGCCUAAGAGGAUCACACCACACUGCCGGAUUCGAGGACUGGAGCACUGGAGCACUUUAGGACUGGAGGAUUGAAGGAGGAGCCGAAAUGCGGGUAAUUCAAUCAGGAAUCGGUUUCGCUCUGGAAACAUCCAUUGAUCACGUCCAAGUCGGCCGCAGAUCCCGGAUGGGGGAUCGCAGAUCCGGAGAUUACUCAUCCAGAUGGAAAUUGCAGCGGGAAAGCAUCUCCGGUGCGGAAGUAGUGCACGUCGCUCUCCGGCCCCCGAGCUUCAUUUAGUCAUGCAUCUUACGGCGGGCACGGCCGUGAUACGGGGGCCAGCGCUCCCCGGCGGAGACUCUCUUCCGGUCUGCGGUCACGUGGGGAGAGCGCUCUGCGCUCCGUACUCUGCACUCUGCAUUCUGCAUUCUGCACACUGAAGUGUGCAUUCUAGCCGCUGCACCGUUAGCCAAGAUUGGUUUUGGUCUCUUUGGAUGGGGCAGCCAACAUCUUCGUACUUAAAUCACGCGGCGCUCAAUUGGCAUGCGAGUUAUGCAACAUUCUCGGAAGCGAGCGCACCCAGCGACCUUUUAAGCGCGUCUGCCCUGCUCCAAGUCACCACUGCCACUCCAGAGCUGACCGCGGUCGCAACCAAGGUUCCACGAAAAGCAGGCACACUAGGCACACACCAUCCCUCCAGAGUCAACUUCGUCAGAUGAGCCCAGGACCACAAGGACAAACUAGUACCAGUCAAGUUUCGAGUCAGCUAAAGUAGAGUGCCCACCAUGACGCACUGCCUUUGGUCGACACUGCUGGGCCUGCUGUCCGUGCUCUCCGCCGCCACCAGCCGCUCGGUGCGGCAACUACCAAGCGCAUAUCCACCGGUGCUGCCCACCGGAUACUACGGACAGCCGCCGUAUGCUUACCCACCCUACGGCUAUGGCUACCAGGCGCCACCACCCGUCUACCAGCCUUACUACGACAACGUUUUCGGCGUCUUCAAGAGCUACCCCGGCGGUGGGUUCCCCGUGCGGUUCGAUUACAAUAAUCGCUGCUCACGCAACUACAUUGGCAUCAAGCCCCAUCCCGACCAGCAGCAGUACUACUACGUCUGCAAGCCCGACUGCGUUAUCUUCAGCAAAUGCCGCAGCCUUGAGAGCUUCGACGCCAGCAGCGGGCGAUGCGUGCAACACGUUCCGCAGCACAGACCGGACCACCGGCCGCCGCAGUGCGAGAAGGAGGGCCGCUUUCCACACCCCCACGACUGCAAGGUGUACUACAGGUGCGAUAAAAACCGGACGCAGCCCUGGCUAUUCGCCUGCCCGGCGGGCACCAUUUUCUCGCCGGUGGAGCGCAAAUGCCUGCCCGGCGACCAGUGCCCCUCGACGGAGAUAUCGGACAGCGGCAGCUACAUUCCCCAGAACUGCGAGCUGAAGUUUCCCGAGUGCGCCGAGGAAGGCACCUUCCGCUCCCCGACGGACUGCGCCCUCUACUACACGUGUCGCCUGCAGGCAAGUGGCACCUAUCUGCAGACACGAUUCAAAUGCCCCGGCAGCAAUAGCUUCGAUAUCGAGCGGAAGCUGUGUCGUCCCCGCAGUGAAGUCGACUGCUUUGACUUUGUUCCGGGACCCGUGCAGGUGCCCUACGCCCCACAGCCCUACUAUCCGCCCUAUCCAGCUGCACCCCCGCUCUACGAAGAGGACGACUACGAUACGGAAGCCAAGGAACAGCAGCCUGCCCUUAAGUCCGAGAAGGUUCAGCUAACGGCGCUGGGCUUUGAAAGACCUUCAUUGGAUGUGGUGGAGCUGCCAGCUCCAGCGGCCAUUCCAAAGGUCAUUCCAAAGACCCCAACCGCUACGGAACCUACCACUGAUUCUGCCUAUCCUAAAUACCCCGCCUAUCCCUCGUACCCCUCAUAUGAGUAUGCAUCACACCAUCGCGGCAAGGAAACGGCUGCAGAAAACUUAGAAGUUGAGGAAGAGGGCGUUCCGCGCAAACUAAAGCUCUCGGAAAACAUUGCCUUCGAACCAGAGGAUGCACCUACUCCUGCGCCUUUAAAGGAUACUAGUAAUUAUCAAUACAAAAGAUAUACCUAUGGUACUUCCGAGAACGAUGUCACGGAGGCUCCGGAACUCAAAUCACCUUUAAAGGGCUUGCACCUUUCGCAAAAUAUUGUCAUUGUCAAUACAGAGACUACUGCAAAGCCAGAGGUGCCUACAUGCCCCACUAGUGCAACACAGGGUACAACACCCAAACCAAGCACAACUACCACAGUCAGAAGUACCACCCCAAUAAUUUCAAGUACGGAACCACAUAGCACAGCGACCGCGAAAUCUACUACUGAAAGACCAACAACAGUUACUGAGAAAACCUCGCCAGCUACCGAAAAACCGAGGACUACUGCAGGGACAUCAACGACUCAUAAACGAAGUACGACCACUCACCACACUUCUCACAAAACGUCAACAGCUUCUAGCACUACCAAAAAAAGAACAACUCCCCGAACUUCGAAGAGUACAAAGAAGCCACAUAGUACCACUCCCAAACUAACCACAACGCCUCCGAAAAGAACAACGCCUACUCACAAAUCUACUGCAGCAACAACUACUACUGAGAUACCAAAAUCGACUACUGGGAAAACAUCAACAGCUGCCGCUACCACUAGGAAAUCCACAGAAAGUUCCCCUGAACCUCACAAAUCUACUGCAGCCACAACUGAGAAACCAAAAUCGACUACUGAGAAAACAUCAACAGCUGCCGCUACCACUAAGAAAUCCACGGAAAGUUCCCCUAAACCUUCAAGCAGUACGGAAAAAGCAACUACAACUCCCAAACAUUCAACAACAACGACACCAACGACAACAGUUACAUCCACAACUCCAAUAACAACAACCACCGCUUCGAGAUCCUCCACGGAAAGUACGUCCACUCAACCCCCAACAACAACAACCACUCAACCAACAACAACGACAACUGCGAAGUCAACACCUACGAAAAAUCCAACAACUAUUGCCCCGAAAAUCUCUACAACGACAACGACCACGGAAAAGCCCAAAACUACUACUACUACAACAACGACCCAGAAGACGACUCCGACAGCCCCAACAACAACUAAAUUCACUACAACUACACAAAAUCCGGCUACAACUACACCGGAAACUACAUCUACUCAACACUCAACAACAACUACGCCUCAACCAACAAAGAAGACGACUCGGAAGUCAACCACUACGCCUCAACCAACAAAGAAGACGACUCGGAAGUCGACCACUACGCCAAAACCAACAACGAGGGCUCCGAAAACCUCUCCAACAACAACGACCACGGAACAGCCAAGAACUACUACUACGGCUAUACCAGCAACAACGGCACAGAAGACGACUACACACAAACGGGAAACAACUCCACAGAAGACCUCGACAACAGCACCUACCAGCAAAACAACACAUAAUAAUCCAGAACCUACGACUGAACAACAUAGUACUCCGAAAACAUCAACAGGCACCGAAAAGACAACGAUUAGUACUUCCAAGCCUGCCACCGAAAGAAGUACCGAAAAUCCAACUACGGCCUCUGUGAAAACUUCUGCAUUACCUAGCUCCACUCAAAAAGCAACCAGCACUACUUCCGAAUCGACUACAACGACUCAGAAAAUAACCACGCCGACUCCGAAACCAACUACGCUGAAACCCUCUACUCAGGAACCAAUAUCUUCUACUCAUGAAGCUUCCACGGUUUCUACUACCACGAAGAAGGCUACAGAAAGUUCUCCGUUACCCACACUAAGUACGGAAGAACCAACUACAACUCCCAAUCCACUGGCAACAACGACUCCAACGAUUCCAACAACAACUACAGUGGCAGCCACUACUCGAAUUACAACCACCACCAUUUCGGAAUCCUCUACGGAAACCACGUCGUCUCCAAAGCCAGAACCUACUACUCCUAAACCCACAACAACGACGGCUCCAGAGACAACAACAGUGACCAUAUCUACUCAAAAUCCAAUCACGUCCAGUCCGAAAACCUCCUCGGCAACCAUACCCACAGCAAAACCAAGUUCCAGCACACAAAGGCCGACCACACCAACUCGCCAACCGACAACAGUUACGGCACCAACUACAAGUAUCGGAACCACGAAGGUUCCAACUACCACUACCCCGCAAGUCUCCACCGCCUCGACUGCAGUGACCACUGUGACGCGACCGCCAUGUCCCGAUCACGACUCCACCUCAGAUCAGAACACACAUCCUGCAUGCACACAAGAACACCAACAAGUGAACCUACUUGAACUACAAUCACCACAGAAACAAGAAAAGCCCACCCACACACAAACCAACACUGCAUUUGCCGGAAGUAGGAACACUUUGGACGGGCAGGAAGUGCCCGACUACAUGGACGAUGCACCGUCCUCCGCCGAUGCGGAAUCAGGGCAGGCAACAACAGCUAGGGCUCCAACCAUGUCCACCCUGGCGGCGGCCCACCUUCUGCAGAAACUGUUUCACAUAAUCUCCACCACGCCGCCGAGCAAGGAGCACGCUCCCACUCAGCGACCUUCCAGUCAGCUGUCCUCCAGCCCGCGUCCGCGAGGAGUGACCAUUGCUCAGAUGGCCAAGCACAACCUGGCCACCUCCAAGCCCUUUAUCGCGCACUCUCUACGGCUCUCCAUCCAGCAGCUGGCCUCCACCCAGAAGCGCUCUAUCCCACCCAAGGCCCUUGUCACGCACAACACCACCAAGAAGGAGCCGGAGGACUCCGAGUACUACGACAGUGAGACAUCGGAGCAGUACGCGGACGAGGACAACGAGGUGCUGGACAAAACGCAGCCAAAGGCAAUGUCCAGCACCACUGUGGCCGCAGUGAUCCCUGCUGCUCCGUCUACGAGCACUGAGCCACAGGCACAUGAAACCACUUCUGUGCCAAGUCCGACCAAGGCAGCUCCCUCAUCCACAGCCCAGCCCAUUGAGUCGACAACUGGAGAGCCGGACUACGGCGACAGCUCUGGCGGCUCUGACUAUGUCAAUGACGCGAAUGACAUUGCGAGCGGUGUAGUCAGCAGCCUGGAGGCCAGGAAGAACUUCCUGCUCAGCCUCCUGAAGCAGCGCCUAACUCCUACAGAAGUGAAGAAGCCAUUGCCGGCUAUGACCACAUCCACAACCACAGGUGCCCCUCAGUCAUCGAGCAGCAGUGCAAGUCCUGCGUCCACCACAAGCGAGAGCACUGCUUCGCCCACGAGUUCGACCGCAAGACCAGCUCUGACUGCUAGUAAGCACUUACGUCCAGAGGCACUCAGUCGGCAGAAAAGUUCGACACCUCUGAGUGCGGAAUACUAUGAUGAGGACGAGGACUACAUGGAAGACGAGCCCGCUGCUUUUUCUGAUGCUGACCAAAAAGAGCGGGGCGCAACCUUAGUAGGGGAUAAGCCACCAGCGGCCACCGCCAAGCGACACGUGGCACCUCCAUCGGCGCAGCCCGUAGCACAGACGAUGCUCAAUAUAUUAGCAACCAGGAGCGAGGCAAACGAAGUGGAAGUAAAAGGCGCAUCCGACGGAGUGCAGUUUAGGAAACUCGGUAGCAAGGAAGGCCAGACUCCCACCGAAAGUCCAACCAACAGCGCAUCAGUAGUGGCUGAGGCUCUAAGCCGAAGACUGGCCGACAGAGUUGGGCAUCCUUCUGGCCCAACCGUGCCACACACAUCUAAUCCAAAGCCAACCGAAUCAGUCAUGCAAACAACGAUACAAAGCAGAAUACCACAAACUGAAUCAUCUUCGCAAACACCACCAUCGACAUCUGCAGCAACACCAGCGACACCAGCAACACCAGCGACACAAGCAACCCAAAAACCUCGAACAUUCGAAUCGGGAAAACAAAAACCAGAGUCCAUCGCACAGAGUACCCAAGAAAUAGUCACACAGACCACUCCAGAAUCAGCGCCACCAGCAACAGCAAGAGCAACGGCAGCACCUGUGCCCGUCGCAGUGCGCCAGGAAGUGCUGUCGGUGAACAGCAGGCCCUGGUUGCUGGCGGCGCGCAACCAGACCGUCCACCUCACACCCAUCUCCUCCAUAUCGUCCAUCUCCUCCGCCGCUCGAGCGCCAAGCAACCCAGUGAGCCUCGCUAACCGUUCGUUCAAUCCACUAGUGUCCAGUCCCGAGGACCACUCCACGGAGAAGGUGCCGCAGCUCAUCGUGAAGGUGUACGAGCCCAUCGACCUGAAGAUCGUCUUCUGUCCGAAGUCCUGCGACCAGGACCACGAUCACAAAUUCGAUGGCGUGUGUACGGCGAUUGUUUCCAGUGGUCGACUAGGGACAAGCCACGCGAAAUGAACUUGAAAUGGAAGCCAGAAACGCACUAAUGUCCUUCAACGACUGGACCGGCAAAUACCAAGUUCGCGGAUACAGUUUGCUGAUACACCUCCCUGCCCGCUGCUACCCACUGUGGCGGUCUCAUGUGCGCGGCGACAAAGUUUUUAUUCCUUUGUUUAGAAUAAGCAUAAAUGCGCACGUGUUCCGGCCGCUUUAGUGCACGGCAGAUUGGGAGAAGGGGACGGGGCCGUUAAAUUUUAAUGCGCCCGUAUCGAUAUGCGAGCACGGUCCGCUCCAGCGGAAUCUAUAAAAGCGAAAAUCGCGUGUCACCAUCGUGGGAUUCCUGUUCCUCUAACGCUGCCUGCGAAGUCUCGAUAAGGCAAUUGGCAUCUGGAGGUUAGUUGUCGGGCGAAGAAUGGCAGCUGCAUCGCCACACCCGCUCAUUGUCUCCAGCCCAUGGGAGCUCGCCUAUGAAUAUCCCAUGAGCUCACGCACUUAAGCAUCUGCUCGCACUUUGCGUAAAUUCGCAAUGUCGCAACUUCUAAUCAAUACCGCCAAAAGUUGGCUCAGAGCUCAGCAAGGAGUCCACGCUGUGGUUCCUCAACGUUUACCAAUGUAUAGAAGCAUAUGAGUAUUACCUUUUACUGGAUUUGCGAAAUUAGUGAUAAACGCUUAAAAUGUACUUAUUUGAUUUUCUGGCAGCUCUUGAGAAUACAA
Drosophila teissieri is the source of this 7661-nucleotide messenger RNA. RefSeq names its product mucin-5AC (gene Mur2B). Bases 1425 to 6965 code for a protein of 1846 amino acids. NCBI's taxonomy places the organism in Eukaryota, Metazoa, Arthropoda, Insecta, Diptera, Drosophilidae. The record is from RefSeq and is a predicted model, not a curated record. Gene Ontology annotation, molecular function: chitin binding. The transcript has 8 exons. Gene Ontology annotation, cellular component: extracellular region.